AUGUCUCGGUUAUCGCCCCUUCUCCGCCAACGACUGAUCCUUGCCGCCAAAGUCGCUACCGGGCUCUCAAUCACCGGUGCAGCAAGCUUUCAUCUCGUGACAAGAAAAUGUUACUUUGAGCCCUUUGGACCGGACAAUGGCAGAUCAUUGUAUGAGCAUCCACUGCUGAAGCAGAUCAAUCCUUGGAAUAAACCGGGUUCGGCCGACUCGUGCGUGAGAGAGGUACCGUUCGAUAAGCUGGAUAAGGUGCUUUUGGAAAAUGCAAAGAAUGGAGGAACGAAGCUGGUUGAGAGGUUUAUUGCGGGAAUGUGGGGAGGGUUCGGAUAUGGUAUCCAGAGAAGAAUUAUGACAUUCUUCAAGAACGAGGCGAAUAAGAACGACCUAUGGGAGAAAAAAGAUCUUCUAGCAUCUACCUAUGAACCAGGCACAUAUUUCACGAACCAUUUCGUUGUUCUAUCAAAAACACCAACAUGUAUCACCAUGAGGGGCUGCUUUGAUCCUCACCAGUCACCUCCGACUCCAAUGAACGUCGACAAUCUCGUUGAGAUUCGUGCAGAGCUCGAUAAAGCAAAGCAGGUGGCCGUUCUCAAGCUCCAGGUCAUCACAUUUGACGGAAGGAAAGAAGCGAGUGACAAGGAGGACCCUUUUGGUGGUGUUGGAGGAUGGCUUCACAGACGUGCGACAGCAAAAGUUGCCGAUGGAGCACUUUCGGGGGAACUUGGCAGGGCAGACUUUGGCAGCGAGUUGGAGAGCCUCGCCGUGGGAGAGGCUGUAGCCGUCUUCGCCAGAGUUAGCGAGGUCUGGGAGACCCUCAGCAGUGCUGAUAGCAGGGCUAGCGGCAGCAAGGGGGAGGAGAAGCAGGAGAGUAGUGGUGAACUUCAUGCUUGCCUAGUUGGCAUUUUGCAGGGGUUUAAGUGCGAAGCCAACCUCCUCGCUAUUGCGAUGCCACAGAAACCUUCAUUGUCCUCCUUCAAUGUCGACCGGGCGAAAGCUAUUCGCACAACUCCCCCAAUGGCCUCUCUCAACUCAACUAUCAUUUUUGAGGCUGGAGGCAAGCGAUACGUCACAACAGACGCCAUUCCUUUCCAGUCCCAUACUAAUACUCCACUGGAAACUCUACUAGUAACCGUUCUUGCGAACCAUUACGGUAUACCCCUCAGCAAAGAGUGGAUGAAGAGAUACUUAAACAAGCUGGAUGGCUGUGAUGUUUAUGAUCGCGACUUGUUCCUUUCAAGUGUCAUCAUCACUACCCCGCAUCGUGACCAGGCUAUGCCUCAUGAUUCUUGGGAACAUCUAAAGGAACUGGGAAUGAAAUGGCUCGAUAUUGUAGUUGAAGGCGGCAAAAAGCAUCUUCCUACAGGGCCUUAUUUGUACACCAAUAAUAAGCUUCACCCUAUCUGUCGUUUAUAUGAUGAUGAGAAAGGAGCGUUCUUCUCAGGGUUGAAGCUCAAGCUAGAUCUGUCGCCAUUGACACCGUUUGAUCAACUCGGCGUUGCAAGUAUUUCUAAUAACUACCUCGCAAUCGCCGUCCCGUCUCGAGCACCAGCGCUCGUUACCGACACCCCGCAAAAUUUACGCGUUGCAGUAAAGGACUGUUUUUUUGUCCGCGGCAUGAAAACGUCACUCUGCAAUAUGGCUUACUACGAAUUAAGUAACCCGGCAGCUUUCACGGCUGAUGUGAUCCAAGCACUGGUUAAUGACGGUGCACACAUACUGGGCUUGACGAAGCUCAGCUCAAUGAUAGCCCGUGAAGAGCCCAUGGAUGCCGUUGACUAUCCAACAGCCUUCAAUCCCAGAGGGGAUGGAUAUCAGUCUCCUGCCGGAAGUAGUAGUGGGAGCGCUGCUGCUGUUGCGGCUUAUGACUGGCUCGAUUGUGCGAUCGGUACUGAUACGAGCGGAAGUGGGCGUCGGCCAGCAUUGGCGAAUGGUGUUUGGCAAUUUAGGCCUUCUCAUGAUUCUAUGUCGUUGAGAGGACUAGUCAAGACCUAUGCCAUGUUUGAUACGCCUUGUGUAUUCGCGAGAAGUCUCGAUGUCGUACGACGCGUAGCCAAAACUUGGAUUGCGGCUCCAUUGCCUGUCACCAAGAGGCCAUAUCGUCUCAUCUGUCCACUCGAUUAUCUUCCAACCGAGAAUUCAGAACAAAAGAAGAUUAUCGACUCCUUUACACGAGAUGUUGAGACUCAUCUUCCCGCUACUAUCAACCAACUCUCUAUCAGAAGCUCUUGGCAGCAGUCACAUCCAAUAGGAGCUCCUGGUGAUGUGGAAGAAUAUCUCAAAGAUGUCAUCCGAGGAACCUUUUAUCAUCAAUUUUACCACUCGACUUCAAGCUUCAGAGAGCUGUACGCUAAGAGACAUGAUGGCCAACAACCUUAUGUGAUCCCCUUUGUUAGACGAAGAUGGACUCAAGGUGCCUGUGUUUCCGAUGCCGAGCAUGAAGAAGCUACGCGACGACUACUCGUUUACAAAAAGUGGCUUCAUGAUCUAUUAUUUGGAGACGAGGACUUUGAGACGCUUGUCAUUCUUCCCGUCGCUGAAGUCAAACCUGUCUAUCGUGAUGAGAAGACAGCAUCACCUGAGAAUCAGUCUGCAUAUGACCAAUUAUUUUUACCACCAGUUCUUCAGAGCCCCGAUGUCGUUUUACCAAUUGGAGAGACGCUGUACCAUUCAAAGAUCAGCAAAAAAAUUGAGUAUCUGCCAGUGGUAGCCAAUCUCGUCGCCGCACCAGGCCGAGACCAUGAGCUUUUGGAGGCGGUUGAAACAAUUCUUGAGAGAUCUAAACGGCCUACGGUAGUUUCUACAGGGCCUAGGAUAUUCGUUCCAUAA
Fusarium subglutinans is the source of this 2823-nucleotide messenger RNA. RefSeq names its product amidase signature domain protein. The record is from RefSeq and is a predicted model, not a curated record. Bases 1 to 2823 code for a protein of 940 amino acids. Lineage: Eukaryota; Fungi; Ascomycota; Sordariomycetes; Hypocreales; Nectriaceae. The transcript has 8 exons.